Molecule: messenger RNA, 222 nt
Organism: Phaeodactylum tricornutum CCAP 1055/1
Lineage: Eukaryota; Bacillariophyta; Bacillariophyceae; Surirellales; Neidiaceae
Exons: 1
Biological process (GO): cytoplasmic translation
Cellular component (GO): ribosome; cytosolic large ribosomal subunit
Molecular function (GO): structural constituent of ribosome
Source: RefSeq, a predicted model, not a curated record
GCUCUCAUUUUCUCACAUGCUUUUUGUUCUUUCGUCGCUUGUCCUCCACAGCAAAAGAAUACUUGCGCACACAACAGUACGCACAAAGCUCACGCUAACGGUAUCAAAAAGGCCAAGCGAAGCAAGUUUGUAUCAACUAAAGGUAUGGAUCCCAAGUUUUUGCGGAACCAAAAGUUUGCGAAGAAAUACAACGGAACCAAGCGUCGGCACGAUGAUGAGUAA